Molecule: messenger RNA, 3277 nt
Organism: Cryptomeria japonica (Japanese cedar)
Lineage: Eukaryota; Viridiplantae; Streptophyta; Pinopsida; Cupressales; Cupressaceae
Product: serine/threonine-protein kinase-like protein CCR1
Exons: 2
Coding region: 480-2990 (836 amino acids)
Biological process (GO): protein phosphorylation
Molecular function (GO): ATP binding; protein kinase activity; protein binding
Source: RefSeq, a predicted model, not a curated record
ACAAAGUGAUGAGGAAUUCGGAAUUCCUGUUUACUAAAGAAAUUGACUGUGUGCGAGAAAUAUUUUAAUCUAUACCAACCCAUUGACUAAAUCAAGCGAUUGUUGACUACCAGCAUAUUUAUCUUCUCGAACAUAUAGGAGAAAGGGAAUGUGGUCUUGACACCGUAGUAACACGCUAGCAGCUGGCAUGGCCCAGCAGGUGGGUCACAGAUUCACAAUCUUGGAGGUCAAAAAUUGUGUGUUCAAUGCAGUCAAGCAGGAGCCUAGGAUGAGAGUACAUUGCAGUUUGGUAGGGACCAUGGAAAAGAAUAGGACCACAGAACAGGAAGAGGGACUACCCAAAAUGGCCACUUUUUAAAGAAAUAAGCCCAUAUGACUCUCGAUUUCACUGCAUCUUUCACUGCAUCUUUGUCUUUAUAGAAUACCCACUAGCGCACUUUGGCUUGCUUGGUUUAUGCACUUUGUAACUGGCUUGGUGGAUGUUUGGGCUAUCUGGGUUGUUCGGCAUUCGCGUGGGCAUCAGUUUUCUUUUCGGUACCGUCACUGCCCAAUAUGCCAUUUUUGCUUCCUUCCAAAUGCCUACGCAUUCUGAGCAAUCCCAAUGCCUUAGCCUAUCAGGGCAAUCACACCUACCAUGUAUCCAGUUUUGGUGUAUAACCGCAUUGAUCUUGAUCUCUUGUAUGGUGAAUGGAGCGCAAGGGUACGGUUCCAUGGCUUCCAUAACAGCAUCGUUUGGAGAAGAAAGUUUGUUUUGCGCCAUUGCAGCCAGUGGGAAACAGCAAGUCAUGUGUUGGGGAAAGAAUAGUAGUUCGGCAGCUACAGAUGCCACUUCAGGCCCAUCUCUGGCUGCUCUGUCAGGAGGAAGAGAAUUCAUCUGUGGACUCAAGGUCGGCACUUUCUAUCCUAUGUGCUGGAGGAGCAAUCUUACAGGUACUAAUCUUGUCCCUUUGAGUUACCAAAAUAGAAGGUACUCACACAUUGCAUCAGGGCAAAACCAUGUCUGUGGUAUUAGAAGCAGUUCGGAUGCAUAUCCUGGCAUGGUAGACUGUUGGUCUAUGCAAGAAAAAUCACCUAAAACGUCCUCUUCGGCCUUAUUCACCCCACCUUCGAAUCUCUCCCUGAUAUCCGUUGUUGCAGGGGAUGACUUUACCUGUGGAUUGAACCAAGAAGGAAGCGCAAUCUGUUGGGGUUCGCCAUCUAACAAUAUAACUACCCCUCCCCAAGAUAAAUUUGAGAGCAUUGUCUCUGGGAGCAACCAUGUCUGUGGCAUCUUGAAAGAAACUGCACAGGUCAAAUGCUGGGGUGAGUCCAUGAAUCUGAUCAUCCCUUAUCAGCAAACUAGGUAUAUGGCUCUGGCAGGAGGUGCAAAGCAUUCGUGUGGAAUCCGCUUAGAUAAUCAUGCAGUAGAGUGCUGGGGAAGCUUCAACCAGUCUUCCAUUCCCGGAAGCGUGGGAUUUCUGGCUAUAGCUGCCUCCAAUGUUGUGACAUGUGGUAUUAGGGAAGCUAAUUUGAUAGUGGAUUGCUGGGGCAGUGCAUCAGAUUAUGACCCACCUUUACAGCUUUGCAGUCCUGGUUUAUGCAGUAAUCAGCCUUGCCCAGUAAAUCAUUUUCUUUUCAACGUGAGUGUUCUUGGGUUGCCAGAUUUGAUGACGGUAUGUCUGAACAAAGAAGAAUAUAUCUGUUCCCCUUGUGCAGAUAAUUGCCCAAGUGGGUUUUUCCUCUCAAAUCCUUGUACUCAGACUUCUGACCGUGUCUGCACAUCUUGUUCACUGUGCCAAAACAGCUCUUGUCAAGCAGUCUGUGCAGAUGGUUCUCAUGGACCUUUCUCUGCAUACCCACCAUUGAAUUCACAGCAGCAACAACAGCCAAAUCUUAUACAGCAAAAGCAACCGCAUAUGACCCUCGCAAAAAUUCUAGGGGUAUCCAUUUCAGGUGCGUUUCUUUUAGCAUUUAUUGUAUGCUUUGUUCCCUGUUUAAUCAGGAGGAAAAGGGGGCAAAGCCAAUGGUUUUUUGGCAAACGGAAACUGGGUACUGAAAACCAACAAACUCAUAAUUCUCAAACAUCUUCGACUGCAAUUACAGCUCCUUGGCUUACAGCCAAUGAUUUGAUCCGUAUGCAAGCUUUUCGUCUUGCAGAACUUCGGGAUGCUACAAAUGGAUUUAAAGAGUUUAAUGAAUUGGGUAGAGGAAGCUAUGGAUUUGUCUAUAAAGCUGUUCUUCCUGAUGGAAGACAGGUUGCUGUAAAAAGAGCCAAUGCAGCGCGGAGAAUUCAUAGCAACAGUCGUGAUUUUGAAGCAGAACUUGAAGUUUUGUGCAAACUUCGCCAUGGCAACCUGGUUAACUUGUUGGGCUAUUGCGAAGAGAUGGGUGAAAGGCUUCUAGUAUAUGAAUUCAUGCCACAUGGAACUCUUCAUGAUCAUUUGCAUGGAGGUCUCUCUCCCCUCAGCUGGAAUUUGAGAUUGAAAAUCUCUAUACAAGCAGCACGAGGAAUUGAAUACCUUCAUAAAGAUGCAUUGCCUCCAGUUGUUCAUAGAGAUAUUAAGCCCUCCAAUAUUCUUUUGGAUGCAGAAUGGGGAGCUAGAGUUGCAGAUUUUGGGUUAACAAUAUCUGGAGAUAAAGGUCUUCCAUCUCCUAUGCAUGAAGGUGAUGCUGUAUAUAUUGAUCCAGAUUAUUAUAAAUCUCAGAGUUUUACAGAGAAGAGCGAUGUAUACAGCUUUGGUGUGGUUUUGCUUGAGAUUCUCAGUGGGAGAAAGGCAUAUGAUACAAGCUUUGAUCCAUCCAACAUCGUGCAAUGGGCAGUACCCCUGAUUAGUAAGGGAAAGUCAGCAACCAUUCUAGACCGAAUUGUGGAUCUGCCAAGAAAUGUAGAGCCUUUGUUAAGAAUAGCUGAUAUUGCAGAACUUUCUGUUAGGUUUGAUCCAAAUGAAAGACCAACCAUGUCAGAUGUGGCUGCAUGGUUAGAACAAUUGUCCAGGAAUAUUUCAUGGUAAAAUCAAUCAAUCCCGACAGUUUUGAGCAUUCUUUGAAGUUCGGUGGUCCUUUCUUUGAGAUCCUUUUGCCCCAAACUUCAAAGGCAACAGCAGAUGGGGUGUUUAAACUUUAAAUUCAGUUUCCAUAACCUGUUUUUCAGACCAAGAGCAGUGAGCUGUUUAUUGUAAUUUUUGAGUUUGCGAGAGGAACUGACAUAUUAUGUCAUUUGUACUAAAAUGGUACGCCUUGUAUGAAUUCUGUGCAUUCUGUCAAUUUGAAUUUAUAUAGCAUGCAUCUUUUUGUAACA